AGCCCAAGCAUGUGAUUCCAUUCGAUCCCAAAACAUCCGGAUUUCACAUGAAGAAGUUGAAUCUGCUCGGGGGUGCAAAUGCGUGGGAGAAGUUCGACAAUUACACACUGGUCGACUCGGUGGCGGCUGCUGCAAAAGAGGUCGAGGCUCACGGCGUAUACGAUGCCAUAAUUAUAACGCUGUCGUCCGCGGCCUUGAAACACAACGAUGGCGAUUGGUGCAAAGGGCUCGGCCCCUUGGCCAGAGUCGUUGUCAGUCUGUCUCCCGGCCCGGAUGAUGCACACUUCAUGUCCGAGCGUAUGAACAAGCUGAUCACGAACGGGAUCAUCACAUUCGCUGCUUAUCCCGCACCCCUCGGUCGACCUGUUCGCAACAGGAUUGAGUAUCUGUUGAUGGGUCCUAUGGUGUUGCACGGCCACCCAGACGAGCUGUGUGACGCGAUGAACCGGGGCGGUCUUUGGACUGUCAGCACCAGAAUCGUUCCUAGCCCGCACCACUACAUGUCCGCCCUAUUCAUGCCAUUCUUGGCGAUUUUGGAGCUCAACGGUUGGAGUUUUUCAGGAACUGCAUGCAGGCCUCACAUGCUGCUACAUGCGGCAAGAUCUACAGUGGAGAGUCUCAGGGUGCAUGAGAACGUCAUCCCGUCGUUUGUAUACUUUCUGUUCACCCCACUUUUCUGCUGCGUGCUGAUUACGGCGUACUUAGGUUUGCUUCUGAUCGCACCAUGGUUCGCACCGUUCAACCUUGAGGAAAUGUUCCAGUACCAUUUCAGCAAGGUGCGUGAUCAGACCGUACUGCUGCUGGACGAGACUAUUAAGCUGGGCAGAGAGAAAGUACCACAGACAAUCAAACUACGCAAGCAAUUACACUGAACUGGAGAUGGCUCUUAGCGGAUUGGAACUUGCCACAUCAAGACGUUUCUUGAAGCAUAUUUAUACUGGAUAUAUAUGAGAUCAUUGGUUUUGGUUUUCCAUACGCCAGUCUGUUUGUCUAUUGUGCGAGACUAGCUUAUUUUAACAUAUUAGUAGAGUGCGCAAACUUACACUACCAACAAGAGAGGCUGUUACGAGAAAGUUAUCUGGGAUCUCCGAAUUGACGUCAUUCACUCAUAUGCAUUAAAACUUAUACUUCUUUGGAACACCAUACGACUGUUGUUUCCCGGUCUCUUCCUCUGUGUAUGCCCUCCACCUUCUUUAAACUGCAACUGCUUUAGUUCUGUGUAACUUUGAUUAAUCAACGCUGGAUUCUGCUGCUGCUAUGGAUUCUGCUGUUAUUACUCUAGUUCUUACUAUGCAGCUGUUUACUGCUACUGUGGCUUCUGCUGCUACUGCUACUGUUGUUAAUGUUGGUGCUGCUGUUGUUGCUGUUGUUGUUGCUGUUGUUGUUGCUGUUGUUGUUGCUGUUG
This is a messenger RNA of Sphaeroforma arctica JP610, 1405 nucleotides long. RefSeq lists its product as hypothetical. Lineage: Eukaryota; Ichthyosporea; Ichthyophonida. The transcript has 6 exons. The record is from RefSeq and is a predicted model, not a curated record. Bases 48 to 872 code for a protein of 274 amino acids.